Molecule: messenger RNA, 1080 nt
Organism: Purpureocillium lilacinum
Lineage: Eukaryota; Fungi; Ascomycota; Sordariomycetes; Hypocreales; Ophiocordycipitaceae
Source: RefSeq, a predicted model, not a curated record
AUGGCCGAUGCUCUAAGUAUCGCCGCCUCCAUUACUGGCCUCCUGGCAACGGCGAGCAAGAUCUGCUCCGCCCUCUCCGGCUUCGUCUCGAGUGCCAUCGACGCACCGGACGCGGCGGGUGCCGUUUUAACCACCGUCGAGGAGAUGCGCCUCGCGCUCGAGAUGGUGAACCAGGUCGUUGAGACAGUUUCUAGUCUCCCGAGCGCGCGGAAGGCACUCUUGCGGCUCGAUCAUAUUGCCAUCACAUUUUCCAACUGCAUCCUCACUCUGUCGGAGCUCGAGUCUCUUGUCUGCUUUAGGGAUGGCGUCAUGCAUCGAUUGCGAUGGGCUUGGGGUGAGAAGAAGGUGCUGCGACUUCUUCCGCGGCUGGAGUCGCAGAAAACUUCGCUUUCGCUGAUGGUAACGGUGCUUCUGUGCCAAUCGGAGUUUGAGGCCCUUGAAGGACGAGAGAGGUUGAACGCAGCUGUCGACCAGAUUCUCCAACGGGAUGAAGGGUUUGCGGCACGCAUACAGCAUUUUGAUGGUAGCCCUGAAAUCGAGGAGAAACUUGUCGUUGUCGGAGACCAUGAUACAAAGAAGACCGAGACAUUGACUUCAUACACCACCAACAAGUUCCCCACGGAAUACGUGCCCACUGUGUUUGACAACUAUGCUGUUACUGUUAUGAUCGGCGAUGACCCUUACACCCUCGGGCUCAUCAAUACCGACGGGCAAGAGGACUACGACCGCCUACGCCCCCUCGAUUAUGCGAAAACCGACGUCUUCCUGGUAUUUGCCCGCAUUGGACUGCCCUCUACUUAUGACAGCGUCGAGAUAAAAUGGGUCCCCGAGAUCCAGCAACAUUGUCCGGGGGUCCCUUUCAUCAUUGUCGGAAUCAAAUGCGACGUCGACGAGGAAAGCCCCUCCAUGAAACGAAUGAAUUUACACGAUCUUAACGGUUCCGAGGCACUAGGAGAAGCCAUGGCACGGAGGCUUGGGGCUGUGAAUUAUAUGGAAUGCGAUAUUGUUUCGCAAUACCGUCUCAAGGGCGUGUUUGACGAGGUGGGUUUUCCUACCUUGGGCGAGGAGAAGAUUUCCUGA